AUGAGGAUAUACACCACCUCCUGUCUCUGUCCCUUUCUGGUCUGCCUCUGCUUCAUCCAGAAGUGCUACGGGGCGAGCCACCACCCCAGCAAUGUGCCCUCCAAGAACCAGACCAAACUGGCCAACGGGGAGACAGAGGUGCACCACAGGCCUAAGCGUGGCUGGAUCUGGAACCAGUUCUUUGUUUUAGAAGAGCACAUGGGACCAGAUGCACAGUAUGUGGGAAAGCUUCACUCAAACUCAGAUAAAGGCGAUGGAUCCGUCAGGUACAUUCUGAGCGGGGAAGGAGCUGGGACUAUAUUUAUCAUCGACGAAGUGACAGGAGAUAUUCAUGCCACUAAGAGCCUGGAUCGGGAAAGGAAAACACAUUAUGUCCUGCAUGCACAAGCCUUGGACCGCAACACAGAGGAGGCCCUGGAACCAAAGUCAGAAUUCAUCAUCAAAGUACAAGACAUCAACGACAAUGCACCUAAAUUCACAGAUGGACCCUUUGUAGCUACGGUGCCUGAGAUGUCUGAAGUGG
This is a messenger RNA of Micropterus salmoides (largemouth bass), 523 nucleotides long. RefSeq names its product cadherin 18, type 2a (gene cdh18a). The transcript has 2 exons. Gene Ontology annotation, cellular component: adherens junction; catenin complex; plasma membrane. NCBI's taxonomy places the organism in Eukaryota, Metazoa, Chordata, Actinopteri, Centrarchiformes, Centrarchidae. Gene Ontology annotation, biological process: adherens junction organization; cell-cell junction assembly; homophilic cell-cell adhesion. The record is from RefSeq and is a predicted model, not a curated record. Gene Ontology annotation, molecular function: calcium ion binding; cadherin binding. The annotation marks the transcript as partial.